This is a messenger RNA of Aegilops tauschii subsp. strangulata, 2319 nucleotides long. RefSeq lists its product as uncharacterized. Lineage: Eukaryota; Viridiplantae; Streptophyta; Magnoliopsida; Poales; Poaceae. The record is from RefSeq and is a predicted model, not a curated record. Gene Ontology annotation, cellular component: nucleus. Gene Ontology annotation, biological process: regulation of DNA-templated transcription.
AAUUUUGCUAAAUAAAAUGUCAUGGGCCUUUACUCAGCCUCUUCUCUAAGCCUAGCCAUCUACACAGCCCAAUCAGCCCACCUAAAUCCUAGUCCAGUUAGCCCACCUAAAUCCUAGCCCAAAUAGCCCCAUUAACCCUUCCUAUAAAUAGUAGCCCCUUCCUACCAAAUAUGGACUAAACCCUAACCCUCCUCAUUUUUCGCGCUCCUCCUAACCCUAGCCGCCACUUGGCAUCUGCCAACCAGCCAACUACCUCUUCCCUUGAUCCGGCGGCUCCAGAUCGAGAUCUGAUGGCCCCUGUCCGUGCAGUUCGACCCCUGCAGCCGAAGGCCCGCCGCAGGCCAGCCGCCGGUGCUCCCGAAAGCCGUCUACGCUUGCUUGCCUCACCCAAGCAUUUGUUUGCCUCUCCACCCGACCGAGUGGGAGCUCGCGCCAACGCCAAGCCUUUUGGGGACACAAUGCACGUCGCCACCGGCAAGCAACUAGCAUCGAGCGCCGCCACCGCCGCUCCUCCCGAUUUUAGGCUUCUCCCCCUUGCUCUGCCAAACAUCUGGAGCUCUUCCAUGGACAUCACGGUCCCUUGCUCCCUUGAGUGGAAUGGCGUCGGCGGCAUGGUGAACGUCUCCCCUGAGAGGGAUGAUGCCCAUGGCGAGGAGAACAAUUACACCUACAGCAUGGAGAGGGUCGCCACAAAGACUAGCAAGGGUGCCUACAGCAUGGAGAGCAACGGUGUUUUGCUGCAGAUCGAGAAGACCUGCCACCAGUGCCGUCAGAAAAUGGCAAUCAACAUUAUGGCAGCUUGCAAGAAUAUGAAGAAGUCUCGGUUGUGCUCACUCAAGUACUGUCGAGAUUGCUUGCGUAAUAGGUACGGCAUGAAUUAUAUAAAAGUGGGGCUGCAAGAUGCCUGGAGCUGUCCAAAAUGCAGGGGAGAAUGCAAUUGCAGUGUAUGCAUGACCAACAAUGGAGAGAAGCCGACUGGGAAUUUAACCCGAGCUGCCAAGGCAUCGGGGUGCUCCUCCGUCCAUGAGUUUCUAAACAAGGGGACGUACGUGGUGGCUGCACCACAGAAUUUGGUAACCCCUCUCAAGAGUGCAGACGCUGCUAACUUUGAGGCUAGUCCAGGUGCAUUAAAUCUAUUGGGCCAUACCAAACAUAUUUUUAAUCGCCUACCAGAUUUAAAUUUACCUCUUGGUCCCCCGGAGGUUGGUUUUCAAGCCUUCCAGGCCCAUAUCAACGCUGAUCUGAAUGUGAAGAAAGAGCAAGAUAUUUUGAAUAUUGAUCUCAACAUGACAGUACAGAGUAAUCAUUUGGAUAUUUUACCAAAGUUGCAAAAUGUUUAUUUUACCUUUAUUUGAAGAGCCUAUCCUAAUACAAGGUGUUGUUGUUGUAGAUUUUUUUUGUGAAUUAUGCACCCAAUGCUGAUGAAAGCGAGCUUGUAGAUGAGAGUAUUGAAAUCCUAAAUGAAGAAGAACGUAAAAUCCAAUCUCUUGCUUUGGCACCUAUCCAGGUGGGAAUCAUUCACUCCCAUUUUGUUAAUUUCCAAAUUGUUCCUCCCUCCAUACCACAAACUAAAGAGAAGAUUAUUCAGGAGAACAAGGUUCUGUCACUCAAUGAACCGAUUCAACCUGACAAGCUGGACACUCAGCCUAAUAUCACUAAUGGUUCUUCAAAGAAUGUUGUUGUGGGCACUAGGGAAGACUCUUCUAACCCCAUGCUGGAGAUGGCUCCCCUUGGUUUCUCUAUAAAAGACAUUCAUGUGGUUGGAAGUAAAGGAAUCCUCAUUUCCGAAGCUCGUUUUGCUCGUGGGGUUGAUAGCUCUAAGGUGGUUCAGGCUCCCACUUCCAAGAUGCAUCUACCUAAUGUGGGAAAAGAUGAUGUUGAUAUUACUUUUUCCACCCAUCAAAACAAACCUACUGCCCCUCUAACACCAGGAGAAACACCAGAGCAGAUCUCCACCACAAGUGAAUUGCGCGUGAAAGGAAAAAGGAAGAAGAGAGCUCCUCUUGUGGAUCUUAUUGCAUCCGAGGUGAAACCAAAGGAAAAAACUGAGGCCAUUCUCAACAAGAAGCCUAAUAGGAGGGUGGGUAAAGUAGCCACCAUGAAGGGUGAACCACUGCUGCACAAUGAACCUAAAUCAGUAGAGCUUUAGUAUUGUUGUAAUAAAUCUUAGUUUGUGCCGUGAUCUCUUCAAUGAUGUCUCAAACUGUUUGGAUGAUGGAUGUAAUAGAAUUAAGUAUACCUUUCAUAAUUAUUGAUGGGUUUCACAUGUUUGAUAAUCAUUUGCAUUGGAAAACUGUUUAAAUGGAUAUAAUUUGGAAA